AUGAGACCAGUAGACGUGAACGAAACUAACGAAAGCGCUGUAUGGCAAAAACUUUACGAGGAGGAACCCGAAAAACCCAUUCGUUUUAAGUUUGAUGUUGGCGAUCAGGUUCGGAUCAGCAAGGCUAGAAGAACAUUCAAGAAAGGUUACCUACCAAAUUGGACUGAAGAAGUAUUUACCGUAACGAAACGCAUACCUCGACGACCGCCUGUUUACAGAAUUGCUGACUACGAUAACGAUGAGUUAGACGGAACAUUCUACGAACAAGAAUUGCAGAAAGUCAACAAGACAGACAGUGAUUUUUAUAGAGUGGAACAAAUACUUAGAUCACGCAUACGUAAUAAACGUAAAGAAUACUAUGUAAAAUGGUUAGGAUACCCAGAAAAGUUUAAUUCAUGGGUGGCAGCAGAAAGUGUAAAAGAUAUAUAA
Messenger RNA from Dendronephthya gigantea, 429 nucleotides. RefSeq lists its product as uncharacterized. The transcript has a single exon. Bases 1 to 429 code for a protein of 142 amino acids. Lineage: Eukaryota; Metazoa; Cnidaria; Anthozoa; Malacalcyonacea; Nephtheidae. The record is from RefSeq and is a predicted model, not a curated record.